This is a messenger RNA of Scatophagus argus, 4957 nucleotides long. Its product is annotated as NXPE family member 3-like. Bases 296 to 1984 code for a protein of 562 amino acids. The record is from RefSeq and is a predicted model, not a curated record. NCBI's taxonomy places the organism in Eukaryota, Metazoa, Chordata, Actinopteri, Scatophagidae. The transcript is spliced from 7 exons.
UGAGUCACUGGUUUUUCCGUUUUCCCCUGAAUGCUUCAUCCCUCACCCACUUCCCAGCCAAUCAGCCCAUUCUCACCUCAAUCAGCCUCACUGCUCUCACCUGUUCUUCACACAGGUUACUCUCUUUGCCAGAUUGUUCCUCUGCUCUGUAUGACUAUCCAGCUCUGUUUUCUAGUUUGACUUGCCCGUUGAUGACUCUGCCUGCUUCCGUUUUUGCCUCGUGCCUUCCCAAUUGCACCAGAUGAACUGGUCACAGUGCUUUGCUGCUGCCACAGAUGAAAACUGAUCACCGAACAUGAAGAUCAGAACUUGUAAAAGAGGAGAGCGCAGCAUUUGUCUUCCCAAGUACUGGAUCAUCAUCCUGUUUCUGGUUGUGUUAAUGGCUGUGCUACAGAACAUGGACUUCCAAGAGCUUCACCAUAAAGUGAAGUCUCCCAUCUGGUUCCCGAGUGUUUCCACAACCCCCAACAUUCAUCAAGACUUCUGCACUUUCAAGCCAUUGUCUCCUGAGGAUGCUCAGGAGGAACAUCAUCUUCUAACCUCCAUUACUUGGCCUGAAACUCCACUUUUGCCAGAUCCUCUUUCCCUGGAUCAGACCAGUGAUCCUGCCCACAGCACCUUCACCAUUCUCCCAGGAAGUAGAGGAGGACAGUGGCAUGUAGGGGAUCAGUUGGAGGUUAUGAUACACAUGUAUGACUUCCAGGGCUCUCCUAAGAAGUAUGGGGGAGAUGCCUUAAUUGCCAGGCUGCAUAACUCUACACUUGGUGCAGGUGUGGCUGGGCAAGUGGUGGAUCAUCUAAAUGGCAGCUACUCUGCUGUAUUCUCUUUACUCUGGGAAGGAAGCGCGUCUGUUGAGGUGACACUAAUUCAUCCUAGUGAGGCUGUCACAGUGCUGCGGCGGCUGACCAGCGAACAGCCAGACAGGAUUUCCUUCCAGAGCUUCUUCAGAUCAGGCUCACUCUCUCAAACGACCACGUGUAACGUCUGCUUACGUUCAACCCAGCAGCCGCUGUGCAACUACACUGACCUCCACACAGGCGAUUCUUGGUUCUGCUACAAGCCACAGAAGCUGAACUGUGAUAGUAGGAUCAACCACUCCAAGGGAGACUUCAAACAAAACCUCAAGACCAAGGAGGACAAGCUCUUUCAAAGUGGUGUCAACAUGAAAGUCUUGAUUCAUGCUUCAGGACCUGACAGUGUCAACAUUUUGCCAAAAAAACAAGGUGAACCGGAGAUGAAGAGCAGGAGUGUGAAUUCUGGACUCUCUGGCUAUUACUAUGAAAAUGCGUGGCGAGCACUAAGUGGCCCUGCAGUUCGACAGUUCAGCACCUCCUCUGCCGUCAGUCAAUGUCUGAAAGGCAAGGUGGUCCACCUGUAUGGAGACUCCACCAUCAGACAGUGGUUUGAACACCUCAGAGAAACACUCUCAGAUCUGAAGGAGUUUGACCUGCACAGUCCAAAGCAAGUUGGACCCUUCAUGGCCUUGGAUUAUGCAAACAACAUCUUGGUGACAUACCGCUGCCAUGGUCCACCCAUCCGUUUCGGCAUAACCCCAGUCAGCGAGCUCCGUUACAUUGCCAAUGAGCUAGAUGGCUUAAUUGGAGGCCCCAACACUGUCGUAGUUAUUGGCAUCUGGUCUCACUUCAGCACUUUCCCUGUUGAGGUCUACAUUCGACGGCUGCAGAGCAUCCGCAGGGCAGUGGUACGGCUGCUGAACAGGGGUCCAGGCACGCUGGUCGUCAUUCGAACUGCCAACCUCAAAGCAUUGACACUUUAUGAGGCACUAACCAACAGCGACUGGUAUUCAAUGCAGCGUGACAAGGUGCUUAGAACCAUGUUCAAAGGACUGAAUGUCCGUCUGGUGGAUGCCUGGGAGAUGAGUCUGGCCCACCACCUGCCGCACAGCCUCCACCCACAACCUGCCAUUAUUAAGAAUAUGAUUGAUGUUCUCUUGUCUUACACAUGUCCUCAAAAGGAACAGUAGAUGUAUGUUUGAGGGAAGAGAGGAGUGGGGAUUCAAGGGCACAUUCUUAGUUUAUAUGUUGCAUCUGUGUUUCUACCAAAUGCUGCAUUUUUUUUUCCUUCAGCAGUCCAUGUACAGACUGAUUUUUAGAGAAGCACCUGUAUGUUGGGUAUUUAAAAGGAGUGUAGAUGAAUAAUCACACUUGACACAUAUCACAUGUCUUGGAAUUUCCAAGCAUGUGAGAGAUGCAGAAAACACUCAGCAAGGGAUAAUGAGAUGAAUCAGGGUGAAAGUAAUAUUACCAUAAAAGUCCGGUCCAUAACAGGCCCCUCUAUGAAAUUAAAGUGGGUUUAGGGGUUCAUGGGGUUAGCCAGCUUAAUUUACAGGAUAUUAACACUGUAGCAACAUGACAUCUCACAACAAAAUAUAUCAUGCUGUAUCACGAUGUGACGAUGGACAAAAAGAGCCGAACACAGCAUGCCACACCCUCACACACACACACUAACAUUUCAUACCUUUUCCAGAAAGCUACUGGGGCCACAAGUUUUCACUUUUGUGCUGAUACAGAAUCCAUUCUAAAUCAUUUAUUUCCAGUUUCAUAAUUACAUAAAUAAAGUAGUCAAUAUAAAAAUAACUGUUAUGUUUACAUUCUGUUUUUAUUUUGUGACUUUUUCUGUGACCGCCCCCUUUCGUCCACGGCGGAAAACCUGUUGAAUGUUUAGAUUGCACAGAUAUAAAGCGUGCGCUACAGUGAAACUACAGUCCCUGGCUCUAAAGUGCCAAAAUGUUGGUAAAUGUUAGUACCUAAUCAGCACCAUCAAGUGGGAUUAACCAAGAUUAGCCACAAGAUAGCAGCUAACUGUCUACCUCUAAGAAGCAACUUGUGCUCUGCUGGUUUGAAUCCAUGGUACUGUGUGUGUGUGUGUGUGUGUGUGUGUGUGUGUGUGUGUGUGUUUUAUUUUUGGUUCAGUUAUGGCUUCAGGAAACGGUACAAAUGUAGAAAAAAAUACAAAUAUACUUUUAUUUUGAAAGGAGUGUAAAUGUCUAUAUCUGAUAAUUCACUUGUCUUGUCACUUCUGAAUCUCCUGUAAUUUCAUAUUCUUCAAAGAAUUUUUAACAACUGUCCCAAAUACUUUGAAGCUUCUAACAUGCCAAUCAAAAUCAGAGGUAGGACGCUGCCUCUGCUGCAUUGGCAAAGAGCAAGAAAUUGAGCUUUCCUAUGGCCUGUAAUUAGCCAGGCAUGUGUGCCUGAAAUGAGCCCACAGAAUAGCGUGAAAACAUCCUUGUGAGGGAACAUUUCUGUUCCGUGUGCACAAAUGCAGUCACAAAAGCAUAUUGGGCUGUAAGUGCACUCUCAGUCAUCCCUAUGUGGAUAUUACAGAAUAACACUCGCUUGUCAAGUUGACCUUUUAGACUUUGGAAGGUGGGAUAGGAAAGACAAUGACUCAUGUCUUCCCCUCCUGUCCUUGUAUCUGAUCAUAACAUUUAGCAAAGUACAACAGCUUGUGUCAUCCACCCACCUUUACCUCAUGCCAAGCUUUUAGUAUUCUUGGAAAAUUCUCCCUGAACUGAACUUGAACUGAUCAAUCACAACUUGAACGAUUUACCUUUGAUUUUAUUAGGAGCUAAUGGGUAUAGAUGGUUGUAGCCGACAUUCAAAAGUUCAAAACUCAAUUCACGAAGUAUCUGAUGUAUCAUUUGCUGUCCUCCAUAUCCCACAAUCUACUGUGCACCGUCCAGUCAUUUGACGGAGCUCUCAAGCUGUUUUUGGCAGCUUGUAAAGUUGGAAAAUGUCACGUGACUUUGACUGCGUCUCAAGGUUAUUUUGUCAUGAUCAAUCACUGGUGAAUAUUUUACUUGUAUGAAGACUAUGUAAGGCCACUGCAGGCUGUAAAUAAUAGAUGCCAAACAGUCCACUGUCUGCUUACUAUCUGUUGGUAUUUACAGGAAGUUACAUGGAUCAGUUAGCCAGUCAAUUUUUCCAGUUGUGCAACAUUUCCUGAUCCAUAGAUCUCUGUGCUCACCUACACCAUGUAUUUCAACAGUGCUGUAAAUGCGGAAUGUGUGAGCAGGAUCAGGCUGUAGCCUGCAUAACUUGAGGUCAGUGUGGUUUACCGAGUGCAGCCAAUGUUCCAUUCCUCUGACAGUAAAUUUAACAAAAGCACACAUCUGUUUUACAAAGGGAGAGUUUAUAGGCCAGGUACUGUUGAUUUUCAGGUUAAAUGGAACUUUCUUCCACUCUGCAGUCAGUCAGUGCAUCAUAAAAAUGGAUUAAUAAUAACUGACAUCUACUUAUACCUCAACAAACAUGUAUUUGUGGAAAUCCCCUUUAGCUGAAAUUAAUGUAUUUUAUGUUUUCAAAGAACAGAAGAGUUAUUUUGAGACUAUUUUUACUAUGUAAAAAUGAAACGUUUACAUGGUGUUUGGUAUAAAACGUAUUGAAAUAUUAAUACGGCAAACUACUGUUUAAACUACUGACACAAUUGCUGAUUAUUGAAUUGUGAUUAUUGUAUGUAAUGUUAACUUGGUCUUGCUUGUUUGUAAGUUCUUGAAAAGUGUGACAACGUAAUUUCUUGAUUGUUAGACUUUUGUAUAAUUGUUGUUUUAUAUACUUAACAAACAAACUUUGAAAGUUAACUACAACAUUCAUAUGAAAUGGAGAUUAUCUAAAGUUCUUAUUUAAUAUUAAUUGAAGAUGAACUGUCACACGGUAUGUGAAAAGAAAUUUUCUAGGAUAGUCGGAACAAGAAAGACUUCCUGAGACCAGUUGAAUAAAAUGUAUAUUUAGUCUAUAAAUUACUUUCAUAUUUUCAAGUUCUUAUCUCAAAGGUUUUGCAAAGAGAAGAGACUGUAACAGAAGUGAAAUUCCAUCAUAGUAUGAACAGAAAUAAAAAAAAACAUUAGACACAACAAGGGUUCUGCAAAUAAAACCAUUUAAUAGCGAUGUAUGUAAUACUCUAGUGCUUCAUAAUAAAAUAAAUGCAUUCUACAUUC